AUGGCCCUCCCUGAUCUUGAGGUUUGGCAACUAGCUUUGUUCCAGGCACCUGUUGCGCAGCGUGAAGGCCUCAAGCAUCUUCGUGCUUCAGCAGGUGAGGCUCCUCGCCGGGCUAUGCUGAUGGCUCUGCCAGGAAUCGACUACUUGGAAGGGCACGAUAUUGACGAGAGGAUGAUGAAGUUUCUUCCCAAGAUGUGCAAAAAGAUGGAAGCCUAUGCGGGCCUUCAGUCAAAAGACGAAGCUCCUGAUAAGACAGUGUACAAGUUGAAUGCUCAUGUCCGCGCCUUUGAGAAGGCGGUGAAGAACAACGACAAGGCUGCAGCGCUUGAGGCAUUCAAGAGUUACCAGAACGACAUGCCACGAGGCCUGGCCCGUUUCGACAUCCACGACCCGAUGACAUUCGAGGGACCCAAGGAUGUGAAUGUGCCAAAAGCUGCGGCGGCUACCUAG
Messenger RNA from Symbiodinium natans, 450 nucleotides. NCBI's taxonomy places the organism in Eukaryota, Dinophyceae, Suessiales, Symbiodiniaceae. The record is from the annotation of a GenBank genome assembly.